GGCAAAGUUUGGGAAUGAUAGAAAGGCUGUAGAAGAGAAUCGCGAACGGGAUCUGGAAUGCCACUGCUUCGGGGAAUACAGUAACAUUUACACGUUGUUUUCUGUAAGCACCAAACUCGAGCGCUCGAAUUCAGCGCGUUGUAAUUAAAGGUACGCAAUCCCGAGACAUGUCGGAGGACCUGAGCUCCCAACCCUGGUCCAUCAACAAGGAUGACUACGAGCUGCAGGAGGUGAUCGGCAGUGGAGCUACGGCUGUGGUUCAGGCUGCUUACUGUGUGCCCAGGAAGGAGAAAGUGGCCAUCAAACGCAUCAAUCUGGAGAAAUGCCAGACCAGCAUGGAUGAGCUCCUGAAAGAGAUUCAGGCGAUGAGCCAGUGUCACCAUCCCAACAUUGUGUCGUACUACACCUCGUUUGUGGUGAAGGAUGAGCUCUGGUUGGUCAUGAAGCUGCUCAGUGGUGGCUCAGUGUUGGACGUCAUCAAGCACAUCAUUUCAAAGGGUGAACACAAGACCGGUGUGUUGGACGAGCCCAGUAUAGCUACAGUGCUGAAAGAAGUGCUUCAGGGUCUCGAGUACCUUCACAAAAAUGGACAGAUUCACAGGGAUCUUAAAGCUGGAAACAUCCUGCUGGGAGAAGAUGGAUCAGUGCAAAUCGCAGAUUUCGGUGUAAGUGCCUUUUUAGCCACCGGUGGUGACAUGACUCGAAAUAAAGUGCGCAAGACGUUUGUGGGGACGCCAUGUUGGAUGGCUCCAGAGGUGAUGGAGCAGGUCAAAGGUUACGACUUCAAAGCAGACAUCUGGAGUUUUGGGAUCACAGCCAUUGAACUGGCCACAGGCGCAGCUCCGUACCACAAAUACCCUCCGAUGAAGGUGUUGAUGUUGACUCUUCAGAACGAUCCGCCUUGCCUUGAGACUGGCAUCACAGACAAAGAGAUGGUGAAGAAAUAUGGGAAGUCUUUGAGGAAGAUGAUCUCGCAAUGUUUGCAGAAAGAGCCAGAGAAAAGGCCGACAUCAUCAGAGCUCUUAAAACAUAAAUUCUUCCAGAAAGCCAAGAAUAAUGAAUUUCUGCAGGAGAAAUUAUUACACAGGGCGCCUACAAUUACAGAGAGAGCCAGAAAGGUACGGCGAGUUCCAGGCUCCAGUGGGAGACUUCAUAAAACAGAAGAUGGAGAGUGGGAAUGGAGUGAUGAUGAACUCGAUGAGGAGAGUGAGGAGGGAAAAGCUGCUGUCGCUGCCUUACGGUCACCAAGAGUAAAAGAAGGAGAGAAUGCAGAGGUCUUCCAGCCAUUUGGCAGUCAUCUCCAGCCUGAACUACCUCAAGCUGCUGGGCAAAGUCCAGCCAACACUCAAAACACUGGCCAAACUACAGGCCCGUCACAGGCUCAGAGCACAGCUGCAAACCCCACACAGGCUCCAGCUCCAGGAGGUGAUGCCUCUCAAUCUCCAAUCAGUUUAGUUUUAAGGUUAAGAAACUUGAAAAAGGAGCUGAAUGACAUACGAUUUGAGUUCAUGCCUGGAAGAGAUACGGCAGAUGGGGUUUCUCAGGAACUGGUAUCAGCUGGCUUGGUUGAUGGGAAAGAUUUAGUUAUAGUGGCUGCUAAUCUGCAGAAGAUAGUGGAAGAGCCUCAUUCCAAUAAAAAUGUCACAUUUAAACUGGCCUCUGGAGUGGAGGGCUCAGAGAUUCCGGAUGACGUCAAACUCUUGGGAUUUGCUCAGCUCAGCAUCAGCUAAACUUGAGCUCUGUGCGGGACCAUGACUUGCCUACAAAUGUGAAAACAAACCAACACUACCAACAAAACCACACAUUGAUAUAGAUUUUUCUCCUCUUUCAAUUGCCCUAAAGAAACCACUGUUGCCAAAGAGAAAAAGCGCCAGCCCAUAGGAUUACAAAUGGAGUUGCACAAAGAAUUUGUAGGAAUCCAUUAAAAUAAAGUUUACCAUUUCUUCGUACAAGGAUGCAAUUAUCACAACCGGAUACAACCUUAAUAUUCUUUUAAUGCUUCUCUUCCUUUGUUUCUCUGUUUGUCCUACAUUCUGAAUUGAUGCCCUAAUAAUGAAAGCUGUAAAAACGCCUCCAUUAUAACUACUGAGUGCUUAUUAGGGAGUAAAACUCAAAGGGUUUAUAGAGAAAAUUGGGUUUUGCUAUAGCAGUUUUUAUUUUUUCUAUGGCUUUAAAGAGCUAGCAUGUUUUAUCAGACUGCUUGCAUUAUUUACUAAAGAGAUUAUUCACCUUGAAAUGGUCAUUUAGAAUCAUUUACUCAUCACAUGCUCCAAACCCAUAAGGCUUAUUUAUUUUUAAAACACAAAUGAAGAUAAAAAAAUAUAUAUUUGAGAGAUUUUCAUCCCUCCUCGGAAAGUCUGUUGAACCUAAAUGCUUCAAUAUAUGUUUAUAAACCCAAAUGAAUUGAGUGUUUAAUGCAAGCUUUCUAAAGACACAAUCACUUUAUAUGAUAGACAGGUUUAGUUCAGGCUUCUAUUCACAUAUAAACGUUGGUCAGCGAGCAAAGUUUACAGUAUUCAUAUUUGGUCCUGGAAGCUCAGUCAUGCUUGCUUGACACGUGUGAGCCAAUGAGGUUCAUUCUUGCAUGUCACAUGUUUGAGCUUUCUCAAGAACCAAUAAGGUUUGUUCCUGAAUCAAGUAUAUUUGAGCUUAUGUUUGAUCAAUGUAUACUUGUGCCUAAGUUAGGUCUGUUUAUAUGAAGCAAUCAAGACUUGUAUAAAACUGAUUGAUUCAUAUGGCUUUAAUAUAUUUUUAAGGAUUCUGAAAGGUUAUUUUACCCAAAAAUGAAAUUCUGUCAUUAAUAUCUCACCCUUAUGUUGUUCCAAACCCCUGAGUCUUUCAAUCAUCUUCAAAAUAAGACAUUUUAUAUGAAAUAUGAAAUUCUAGCUCCCUCAUCCUCCAUACACCGGAACGGUCCUGAGAUGUUCAAAGUCCAGAACAGGAGUUAAAAACAUUGUCAAAUCAUUCCAUGUAGCUUCAGUGGUUCAACUGUAAUCAUACAAAGCUCCAAGAACACUUUAGUGUGGCAAAAACUGUAAAAAUGACUUAGUUCUGCAAUGUCUUCUUCAUCAGAUCCGGCUUUACUACUAGUACAGGCGAUGCUUGUAUGUUAUAUCGCCAUAUUGGACAGUCAUUUUUACCAUUUUUUGCACACAAAGUUUUUCUGGAGCAUCAUAUGAUUGCAAUUGAACCACCGAGGUCGCAUAGAAUAUUUGACAAUGUUUUUGAUUCAUUUCCUGAUCUUUUCAGGACCCUUGCUAUGUACGUAGUGUCAGAGAGCUGAUAAGAAUGAAAGUCUCUGGGCAUUGGAACGACAUGAGGGUGAGUAAUUAACUUUUUUGGGGGGUGAACUAUCCCUUUAAAGCAUGUUUUGAAUGAACAUUUUUAGUGGAGGGACAGAAAUCUCUUAUAUUUUAUAGUUAUCUCUUAUAUCUGUUGUAUUAAAAAUAUCCAUUUGCAUUUUGCAGAUGAAUAAAAGUCGAUUAAAUAAAGCCAGAAUAUAAUUUUUGUUUUUCAAAAACAGAUCCUUUAAGCUACAGAAUUUGGUUGAAAUUUUAGCAAUUGUGCUUGUUUAGCUAAAAAAAAAGACAUUUAGUUUCUCGCCUUUCAUUGCACGCUGGCUAGCACAUUGUAAUUUCCGAUGCGCCACAGAUUUCAAAUGUAAUGAUGUGUUCAGUGUCAUCGAGCCUCAUCAAACACUCCUAAAGGCUGGUUUCAUUAGACUUACUCGUUUUCACUUUUUUAACUGUCUCAUUGUGGGCACAUCUGCAAAUAUUGCUAUCCCAUGCUGCUCUAAAAGUUAUUGCCUUAAUGUUUCUACAAGCAUAUCGCUCUAUUUUUAGGAUUUCCAUUCAUUUGUGCAGUUUGGUUUUAAUAUCUCUGUUACUUCUGCUCAUCUAUUGGAAAGUAUCUCUGUCAGUGAUUUUUCUUUGUUGAAAAGCUGAGGUACCGUUGGUGUUUAGCUUUUUCUGCUCUGGAUUUGAAGUCUUUCAUGUGUAUUUCUGAACUCGAUUGAAUGUGUAAAUAAUGUCAUUCGCCAUUGGUUUGAUUUUAUAUGGGAUGUUUCACUCAUGGCCUUUGUGUUCUUUAUAAAUAAGGUGACUGGAGGAGGUGGCGUUCACUACUAAAGACACAUUGUGAGUUUUGUUGGUUUGUCUUUUUGCCUUUAAUCACAGCGGGACCUUUGGUUUAAGUUAGAUUGUCUACUUCACUUUUAAACACAUCUCCGCUACUUGUGUGCAAAAACAGCCUGGAAUACUCUUCAGUAUCUUAUAGCAGUAUUUCAUCAGACUUUUUUAUUAUUAUUAUUAUUAUUUCACUUUGCCAUUUUUAAUAUUUUAUAUAUAAAUACUCAACUCAUUAUUCAAUAAUUUAAAAGCUUUUUCCUACUUUAUUUUUCCAGUUUUAUUGGGAAGAUGCAAAAGAGAAAUGCUGAUGUAAGUAGGACUGAUAAAAGGAAAGCUUUAAUAACGCACAAGUUUUUUUUUCCUUGUUUUUUUUUUGCAAUCAACACUGCUGUCCACGAAAGAAUAGAACAAUGUUAAUAAAGUUGCUUGCAUUGAA
This is a messenger RNA of Danio aesculapii, 4563 nucleotides long. It is a transcript of the gene oxsr1b, whose product is annotated as oxidative stress responsive kinase 1b. Lineage: Eukaryota; Metazoa; Chordata; Actinopteri; Cypriniformes; Danionidae. The record is from RefSeq and is a predicted model, not a curated record. Gene Ontology annotation, biological process: protein phosphorylation. Bases 168 to 1730 code for a protein of 520 amino acids. The transcript is spliced from 18 exons. Gene Ontology annotation, molecular function: ATP binding; protein serine/threonine kinase activity.